AUGACAACUGCCGUCAGUGUGCCGUCAACACUUCCUUCCUCUAGGGUUCUCUCCAUUGAAUUCCUCCAUUUCCCUCUCUCUCUCCUCAUCGAGAAGGUGUUGGAUUUGUAUAUUCGUAGUCCUACUGAAAAACCCAUCAAUGAAUUUACCUCUAAGAAUAGAUUGAAGAAGAUUUUGAAUUCUAAUAAGCCACCUUUUCAAAACCAUGUUUUUCAAGAGGUAUUAUUGUUGAUUCUUGAACCCAUUUUUGAGUCUAGAUUUUCUUCAAAGUCUCAUGCUUUUCGCCUUGGUAAAGAUGCUCAUACUGUUAUUACGACAAUUAGAAGUAAUUUUGCUGGAUAUCUUUGGUAUAUAAGAGGUAAUUUGAGUGAGAUAUUGAUCUUGGUAGCUUUGCGUAAGUGGAAGAAUGAACGUGCAGCAUAUUGUAAUUUUGAACCAUGUGCAUAUGCAUCUUCCAAGUCAUGUGUACCUUCUAAGCACAAUUCAGCCCAUGAUUCAACACUUGGAGAUAUCUAUGAAGAUGUAAACCAUGCACGUGUAAACCACGAGGCAAGUGUUGACGACACACUGACGACAGUUGCCAUUAAUGGUAUUCUAUAUUGUAUUUCCAACGCCUCUACCGCUUUAUUUGACCAUUGUUCUUCAAAUUUCGAAACUCGACAAUCGACAGUUGCUUCAUACCCACACUCAACACUGAGCCCAUGGCCGCUGAGCUCCGAAAGCUCUGCCAUUCCAGCUCCCUCGGUAGCCGAGCCUCUUCUUCUCGUAAAAACCCUACAGUCACAGGAGAUACUUAAACAAGACGACGCCGUUUCGCCUCAUCUCUCCGACUCAGAUGACCGCUCACGUGAUCACCGCUCACCCUGUUUCAUCUGCUCCCUGUUUUUCUCCGAAGAUUCUAGAAAUUCUCCUUCUAAAUUCUCCCUUUUCUUCAUCAUCUUUCUUGUCCUUACUGGAUUCGUCUGCGUUUCUUCCAUCAUUCGUCGCUUGAUAUGCAAUGCAGUGGUUGUGGCCAAAAUAUUGAAUGCGACACUUAUAUUGCCGGUGUUGAAGCAAGACCAGAUUUGGAAAGACCAGACGAAAUUUGAAGACAUAUUUGACGUUGAUCAUUUCAUCGACUACUUAAAGGAUGAUGUGCCAAUUGUUCGUGAUAUUCUUUUACUUAAAGAAUGGUUCCCAUUUAUAGCAAUUAGCUCUUCAGAAGCAGAAAGAAGGCCGGUGCCCACUUGAACCUGGGGAAGUGGCUGUGACGCUUGACCUUAUUUUUUCUUUUGUGUAUGGUGGGUAAGAGAAGCUUGAUGCCUUGACCUUAUUUUUCGUUUAAUAUCUAGUGCUUGUGUCCAAAUUCGACUCUCCCUAGUCCCUACCGUGUUUGAUAUAGGUAAACUCGGAUUUUACAAGUGUCUUGAACAGCAUAACAACUUUUCUUAAUCCCAAUGUCAUUAAGUUCACUCCCAUUUUACUGGGGGUUUGGGGGUUGGAGCCUUGGAGGUACGAAAUCUUACUCUUGUCAGUGAUAACAAAGAAGUUGUUUCCAGUUGAUCUUUUUUUAUUCAGUGGUAAGUUAAAUUCCUACAAGCAAGGGGAAGAGAGAAUUAAUCCUUCUGUAGAAGGUGGUGACAAUCGAUCCCUUGCCGCAAAAUUGAAAGGAAAAGCCUUCAACCAAUAGGCUAACUCAGGAUUAUUGUUUCCAAUUGAUCCUUGGUAGCAAAUAUCGCGUGCAUCUUCACAUACAUAAGAAGUGCACAUGAUUUAAUGAGUCAUGUUUAUAUAGUUGAUUAUAAUUUGAAGCCAAAGAACUAUUUUUGGCCACCCUUCGAAAUAAGAGACAUUAUCUUGAACAACAUAUUGGAAGGAAAAACAUAUAGAUAGAGGGAGAAGUAAAAAAUUAUAUGACGCAUACUUGCAUGUAGGCUUACAAUAAGGGAUGUAACUAGCUAAGUAGUAAGCCUCUGAAGUAAUUUAACUUUCUGUAAUGUGAAUAUUUGAUAGGCAUGUAAUCCUUUUGAAAUCAGGAACAUGUUAUAUGAAACAGCAACCCUUCAAUAGUUUGUGCCCUGGCAUUUUAGACAUUUGUUUAUGUGGCCAUGCCCAUCAAUUGUAUCUUUGUCUGGAUAACAUUCUCAGGAAUUUUUACAUACUACACUUCAGUAUGAUUCCAGAAACAAGUCUGUUCAUAAUUUAGAAAGAAAAUUUUCAUUCUGAUCAUUAAUGAAUACAGCUGUACUCAUUCUUUACCUAAAAUCAUGCUGAAAUUGUACCAAUUCUUUUACAGGUGACAAAAGAAGAAUGGGCAAGUAAGGAGGAGUUGGAUGGGUUCAGAAAGCAUGUCACAAGCCUGGCAGUGCUCGACUUCUUGGUUUGCUUGAAGUUCGUUAUGACCCAUGGAGGUAACGCUAAGCUCAUUAUUGGCUAUAGGCGAUACAUGGGCCAUAAGUUAAGUCCAUAAAACCAGACAAGGGCCUCAUGUCCAAAUCAUUUGGGGACCCUUACAUGGGUUGGGCUACCUUUGUUGAGGAUGUUAUUGUGACCCACCAAACAAGGACGGGUUUACCAGAGGAAACCUUUCCUAAUUAUGAUCUAUGGGAAAACCCUUUAACCCCUUGCAUGUAUUGGGCAUGAAGAAGAGUGCACAUAAAUAGAGUUUGAAAUCAGGUUUCGCUAACGAAAAAAUUUCGGAGUCCCUAGCUCAUAGCAGAUGCUUCCCAUUUUCAGAUGAGUUUUAAGGAUCAUCUUGCGGGAAUUGCUGUAUUGACGCAGUGACGCUCUUUUUUUCGAGAUUAUGUUUAAAAGUUUCGUGCAGAAGUCGGACAGAAUCUGGAGGUUUGUGAGUAGUAUUCAAAAGGAGACUGGAGUCUGUUGUCGCUAUUUUAUAAAGGUUGAUACAGAGGACGUGACUCGAGAGA
Messenger RNA from Amaranthus tricolor (Joseph's coat), 2906 nucleotides. RefSeq lists its product as uncharacterized. The record is from RefSeq and is a predicted model, not a curated record. The transcript has 8 exons. Lineage: Eukaryota; Viridiplantae; Streptophyta; Magnoliopsida; Caryophyllales; Amaranthaceae. The coding region runs from base 1 to 1230 and encodes 409 amino acids.